Messenger RNA from Microcebus murinus (gray mouse lemur), 4740 nucleotides. The record is from RefSeq and is a predicted model, not a curated record. Lineage: Eukaryota; Metazoa; Chordata; Mammalia; Primates; Cheirogaleidae.
AUUCACAUCUGAUGAAUGACCCCAUACCUCGCGUGCAGGCACAGCAGGUGCCUUCUCACGAAGUGUGGGCGACUGGGACGGAGCGUCGCCGGGACAACGCUCCUGUUCCAGAGGGUGGAGGAGGUGAGCUCCUGGGAGAGGGAGGUACGGUCGGCGCCUUCCCGGGGCUGUUUCCCGUUUCCGGGAGGGCAGGCAUGUCGCGGCGUGGUCAGCGUCUCUCACCACCACACGGUCUGUCGGCCUCACGUGUCCCUGUGCCCGUGCCCCCCCCAACCGCCACCUCUUAUCCGGCGCCAGGAUGCUGAAACUAGCAGAGGAGAAUCUGAAAAAAGGAGAAACCUCAGCGAACUUUCCCAAGCGGCCUCGGAAGACAGUGACGUGUUCGGAGAGGCAGAUGCGAGCCCGAACAAUGGGGCCUCCUCUGGGGACACGGCGGUGACAGACUCCAAGCGCACAGCGGACCCAAAGAAUGCCUGGCAGGACGCCCGCCCAGCUGACCCGGGGAGCCGCCCCCACUUGGUCCGCCUCUUUUCCCGAGAUGCCCCGGGGAGGGAGGACAACACCUUCAAAGACAGGCCCUCGGAGUCCGACGAGCUCCAGACCAUCCAAGAAGACAGUGCAGCCGCUCCCGAGGGCCUGGAUGUGAUGGCGUCACAGAAGAGACCCUCCCAGCGGCACGGAUCCAAGUACCUGGCCACGGCGAGCACCGCGGACCAUGCGCGGCACGGCUUCCUCCCGCGGCGCAGAGACACGGGCAUUCUCGACUCCAUCGGGCGCUUCUUUAGCAGCGACAGGGCCGCGCCCAAGCGGGGCUCGGGCAAGGUGAGCUCCGAGGAGUGAAGGCGCCUUAGGUUAGGGGAAACGGGACAGGACAAUUCGGGAGGUGAACCGAGCCGCUAGAGGAAGAGCUGACACGUAGCCGCGUAGUGUCCGGGGUUGGGUCCUGGCCGGAAAGCCCACAGAGGCCCCGGGGCGUGGGCUGCGUGGCUGCCUAGGAUGUUUCUGUUUAAUGGCCCUCUUUGUCCUCCUCGCAAGGGACUGCGAUCGGGGUGCGGCUCGGGGGUGCAGGGAAUUCUGAAUGCUGGACCUCUGGGUGUGCCCUGCACGUAGCAGCGCGGCUUGAGUGCCCGGGGGCUCUGCACAGAGUCUGCCCGUGCCCCUGCCUGCGGGUUCGGCACUGGGUCACGCUCACGGUUUCCUGGAGUCGCUGCUGCCGGCUUCGCACUGCCCUGCGACAAUCGCGCGAUUGAGGGCGAGGAGGACUUUAGAGCAAGCUCCUGAACUUGAAUCCGCCCCCAGCAAACUUUCUUUUCUCUGAGCUGUCUGGUGCAAAGGGUGAAGGGAGGAACAAGUGCCGAUGAAUCAAAACCUUAUUAUUUUGUGAUUCCGUGAAUUUGAAUAUAGAAUCUUGGAAGUUUCAUUGUUUAAAAGCAGAUGUUCUGUGGAUAGAAAUAUAUCACAGGAAAAAAAAAAAACAAAAGUGCUGUCCAGUCUGUAGCGGGCUCCUGGGGCUGACUGUGAGCAGGUGCCCCGUGCCUGCUGCUCCUUCGCGACCCGAGCCCCAGGUGGUUCGGAUCGCAAACGGGACGAUGGCACAGGGGGUUGUGGGGUGCUGGGUAAUUAAUUGGGUGGUUUUGGAGAGAGAGAAGUUUUUCCAAAAAAAGCCCCUGGUGUGCUGGGCGUUCUCGCAAAGCCUGUGGGAUGCGGCUUUCCCGCAGCCCGUGCCCCGAGCUGCUCGGAAUCUUGGGAAUGUGAGAGGCUUUUGAAGGGCGUGUGGACAGAGCCCCUCAUCAUGUUAACGGGCCACCGUGGAACCCACGGGCACCUUGGAGCUGUGGUCUCCAACUGCAGUUAUUCUUACAAUUACGGAUCAUGAGACUGCUGAAGCCAAACGCAAAUGUCAGGUCUGCCUUUCCCGUGGGCGUUAAAGCACCCUGGAAUGUCGGGCAAUCACCCAUUGCUCCGUGGGGAGAGAUCUCGCUGUGACUCCGUUGUGACUAACCUGUGAAUGACACUUGGUGUAUCUUAAGUGCUCACUGAAUCCACAUUCUGGUUGGCCCAUCCGGUGUCUGCGUGGGUAGACGUUCCCCUUCACUCCUUGGCAACACUCCGCCACCCACCCCAAAUGCCGGCCAUCCGACCUACUUCUAACGCUCGUUUCACCUGGUAGCGCCUUUUCGAGCUGCCAAGCCACACCAGGUGUCUGUGGGUCCGGCCGCCUGGCAACGUCUCGCUGUCACGCUAACCUCCCCCUGCACGCAGGAUCCUCAGUUUUGAAAUCUUAAACUAUCCUGCUCCAUUCAAGGAGCGGCAAAAAUGGAUUUAAACUGUGCAGAAAAGAUGCAAUAGCUGGAUAGCCUCUAUGACAAAACAAGCUUCAUUUCUGUGGUGAUGGCUUAAGUUGAAAUAUAAUGAUGAAAGCAUUUCUAUCAAUCAUUGUGGCUUUAUCUCAAAGUGGAUGCAUAAGCCCGUAGAUGUUUUUCUUCCUUUAUGUGAGAUUACAGCCUUUAUUGUUUUAAAUAAUAUGCUUCAGUAUUUUGCUUCAAUAUAUAUAUGCUUCAAUAUUUUCAAAGAAAAGAAUCUAGUCUCAGAAGUAGUCACUCUUCUUGGCAAAAUAAUGUUGCCAGAUUGUCAGGGAUUUAGAAAAAUCAAAACAUUUUCAUAGGAUUUCAAAAAAUAAAAACAAUUUUUAAAUAAUUGUUUUAAAAUUUUUGAAGUUAUCAGUCCUUUUCACUACUGAGUGUUAAAUGCAAAAGAUGUUUAAAUACAGCUUGGCCCUUUGAUGGCAAACCAGACGGUUAGUUUGCACGGAUAAGCAGGUAGCAGCUUCUUACAGACGCGGGCUAGUGGCCCAUCCGCGUGCGGGAUCCUUGCUGAAGGUGUGCAGCGGGCACGAACCGCAACCUCUGUUCCGCUCCACUCUUUUAUUGUGGAGUCCUUUGAACACUGGAGAUGCAAACUUCACCUCCUCUGCACCCGGCUGCAAACCCACAACGGCCCUAGAAGCCUGGGGUGUUCCCUGGUAUGGACUGCCGUGGGGUAAUGCUUUAUUUUAGGUUUCGCUCUGUCUCAAAGCCAGGAGGGCCUUCCUUUUCCUGUGCUAGAGAGGUCCUCAGGGUAGCCUUAAGAGACUGUUGGCGUGGAAGGGCGUUGCCAGGUCUGGUCCCCGUCCCUUGGCACGGGCAGCCCGCCCAGCCUGUGGGAAAGCCAUCUAGAUCGGGUUCGGUCUUUCCCGGCAGAAUCCUGCCAGCCUCUGAAGGAGCCCCCCGCACCCCCACCCCAGGACCCCGUGAAAGGGGCUGUUUGUCCCGGUGCCUCCUCUGCUCUUCCUCAGUGCCCUGGGGACACAUGCUGCCCAGGGGCCGCUGCCCGCCCCCGGUCCGCGGAAUGCACCCGUGACCCCCACCCUCUGAGCUGACAUUCAGGGAGAGCGCAUUAGAAAUCCCUUGAGGAGGCAUAUUCUUUUGAGGCCGCACAUGAAAAGCGCAUUCACGGGGAACAUGCUCCUUCGUUGUGGGAGGAAAGAAAGGACUGUGUUGUCUUGGAGGAACAGGUCUUCCAGCCUCCGGGGCGCGGGGUCUCGGGAGGGCUGGUGGGCGGCGGGGCGGGGCUGGGCCUCGCUCCCCAGGCUCAGGCCUGCGUGGGCACCGACACCGGAGGCUGGGGCGCUGGCUUUGGGGGUCGCUCCCCUUGCUUGCAACCGAGAGGCAGUCGGGUUCGGCCGGGUACCCAGGCUGGACGCAGGGGCGCAACUCCCGGCCCGGCACCAGUAAGAAAGCAGUGGGGACGCGGCCACCUCCCAUCUCCAUGUGACACGCCUCCAAAGAGGUGUUUUGUCUUUAAACCUGGCUUCUAUACGGAUGAUUUCCCCUGUUUUUCUCUAUUUGUUUUUCACUAAAAGCUCCGUUUAUAACCUGCUAAUAAUCUCAGCGUUGCGUCAUUCGAAGACAUUCAGUAUUGCUUCUGUGCCACUCACUCAUUCUGACUGGUGAGGGUGAGGACUGUCUCUUUCAUCUAAUGCCAUGGGGUGUAACAGUCUUGUACAUUAAUCCAAAUGUUCUGUCGCCUGAUUUUCUUUUUCCAUUGCAUUUUAAUUACAUUAAACACGUUGUAGUUCUACGGGAACUUAAUUCUUCAUUGUUAACCCUAAUUCUGUAGCAAUGUUCUGUCGUCCCAUGGGAAGGGCACAGCAGGGAGCGAGCCCGAGGGUGUGGCCCACAGUCCGGCAGCGCCGGGAGCCCCUCCCCUGGGCUGGCGCUCACAGGGCCACACGGCGGAGCCUGACCGUGCACCCACGUGGAAGUGGGUUUGGCCAUUCGCUGCAUCCCUUUGGCCAGAGAUCCGGCUGGGGAACAUCCAACAGAGUGGGUGCAUGCAUUUCUGCACCAAAUGAAUAUUUUUUGAGAUUCCUUACAGGAACUCCUGACCGGCUGGUGACCAGAGGCUUCUCUGGCUCCACCGCCAGCCCCUCCUGUGCCCUUCUGUGGCCCCAGCACCGUCACGGCCACCCACGGGUGUUUGAGUAGACGACAGUCACAUUACGGUCACGCUAGAACUCGAUGUGCCUGUACUGCCGCAGCUUUGCCGCGCCCUCUGUACAAGGGAUACGUUUGUAAAUCAUGUGUAUGUAUUUAAUGAUAAUUGCCUCUGGUGGUUGUAUUGCUGUUUCAUUUUUGUUACGAACUUCUGCUUUAUAUAUAUUUCUGCCCUUUCAUGCAUCCAUUAAACCGUUUAACAGAC